Messenger RNA from Dentiscutata heterogama, 446 nucleotides. Lineage: Eukaryota; Fungi; Glomeromycota; Glomeromycetes; Diversisporales; Gigasporaceae. The record is from the annotation of a GenBank genome assembly.
CGAAUAAUGUUACAUUUAAUAAUCUAUUUCUUAAAAUUAAUACGAAAAACGGAGGGAGAAGUCAUCAUCUUUCAAAAACUUCUACUCCAUUCAUUUAUGAUUCACCAACAAUCAUCAUGGGUGCUGAUGUUACACAUCCAAGUCCAGGUAGCACAAAGGGGGUUUCUAUCGCCUCUCUUUGUACUUCAAAGGAUCUAGAUGACGGUGUCUCCGAAGGCCAAUUUGAACAAGUGUUGGAUAAUGAAGUAAAAGCAAUAAAAGACGCGUGUCAUGAUCUGUCGGAUUCCUAUAAACCAGAAUUAACAGUAGUUAUCGUACAGAAACGACAUCAUAUACGUCUUGCUCCCAUAGAUCCUAAACUUGGUGAUAAUAAGACUGGUAACUGUUUAUCUGGAACGGUUGUGGAUUCGGAUAUUACCCAUCCAAAUAAGAAUGAUUUUUCUUAA